AUCAUCACACAUUACAAUUCUUCAAAGAGUGUAUCUAUCUCUAAACACUAAAGGCUAAUAAUUGAAUAAGCAACUGAAUAUAAAAAGAUGAAGAAACAGCAGGUAACAGGAUUGUACCUUGUCUUGCUAGUGUUGUGCUGCACCAUCAUUCAGGCAUUUUCACAAACACCUGCAGCGUCCCCAAAACCAGCACCAAAAGUAGUAGCAUCACCACCAAAGGCAACAACAAAAAAAGCACCGUCACCAAAGCCAUUGGUGCCAACACUGCCGCAGUCACCAGACUCAUCAGAUGCAGCACCAGACGACAUCACAAAGAUUCUGAAGAAGGCGAAGAUCUUCAACGUCCUAAUCCGUCUGAUGAAAACAACAGAGAUAAUGAACAACAUCAACUCGCAGCUCAUAACCGCCAAGACCGGAGGCAUAACGAUCCUGGCGCCGGACGACGACGCCUUCUCCAACCUCAAGGCCGGAUUCCUGAACUCAUUGGACGAAAAACAGAAGAUAGAACUGGUGCAGUUCCACAUACUGCCGGAGUUUGUGGCCAGCAACAACUUCGACUCUUUGGCGAAUCCGGUGCAGACAGUGGCGGGAAAAGAUCCGGAGAGGCUGCCGCUGAACGUGAAUGCGUUGGGGAACAGUGUGAACAUAUCAACGGGAGUGGUGAAUGCGUCGGUGGUGGGAGUUGUGUACUCCGAUAACAAACUCGCCAUAUACAAAGUGGAUAAGGUGCUUCUUCCUUUGGAUUUCUUUCAGAAAGCUAAGCCUCCUGCUUUGGCUCCCACCGCUCUCGCAAAGGCACCUAAGGCAGCUAAAGAGAACACCGCCGCCGACGAUCAAGACGGUGACGCCACUCCCGCCGAUCAGAAAAAAUCUGCGGCUGUGAUUAUUGGAAAACCAUUGGUGUCAGUUGCGAUAGCUUCUCUCUUAGCAGUGCCAAUGAUGAUGUGGAGCUGAAGAAGAUGAAGAAGAAGAACAUGAUAUUUCCAUUUGGAAUCUGUUAACUUCUUCCAGUUUCUUUAUUUCUUUUUUUUUUUUUUCGUAUGUCAUCAACCAUGCAUAUGCGAUUUUCUUUUAAUAUAUAACUAAGAUUUUGUUGUUCUGUGUGGUGUUGAUUGGAAAAGUAGUUAAGUUUAGGGUGAGAUCUACGAUGAAAUUGACAUGGGUGUUCGGGUGUGGUUUGAAAUGCAUCAUAUCUGAAU
Messenger RNA from Arachis stenosperma, 1199 nucleotides. RefSeq names its product fasciclin-like arabinogalactan protein 11. The transcript has a single exon. NCBI's taxonomy places the organism in Eukaryota, Viridiplantae, Streptophyta, Magnoliopsida, Fabales, Fabaceae. The record is from RefSeq and is a predicted model, not a curated record. The coding region runs from base 88 to 954 and encodes 288 amino acids.